This is a messenger RNA of Rhizopus microsporus ATCC 52813, 1342 nucleotides long. RefSeq names its product HAD-like protein. The record is from RefSeq and is a predicted model, not a curated record. The transcript is spliced from 5 exons. The coding region runs from base 79 to 1128 and encodes 349 amino acids. Gene Ontology annotation, molecular function: phosphatase activity. Lineage: Eukaryota; Fungi; Mucoromycota; Mucoromycetes; Mucorales; Rhizopodaceae.
UAACAAAUCAUACUCAGCCUUAUAAAAGGCCACUUUUGACUUGGUCUUCUGCAUCAUAGCUUUCUUUUUCUCUUCAAAAUGUCUAACCCUACUACACCCGCUAUUUCAACUACUCCUGCUGCUGACCUUGCUACUACAGAUCAAACUCGCGACUUAGCUGCCAACUUUGCUGCUCAAUUGGCUAGCCAAGGCACAUCCACUCCAGGUUUUGCUACAGAAGCUGCUGGUAUCUCUGCAAGAGAUUGGGCCUUGUUUAAGGAUCCUGUUCUCCAUAACGAACGCUUGGAAGCUAUUCGUCAAAAGAAGGGUUAUAUUAUUGAUAUGGAUGGUGUUAUCUAUCACGGUUCCAAAUUAUUGCCUGGUGCAAAGGAAUUUGUUGAAUUCCUUCAAAAGAACAACAAAAAGUUCCUCUUCUUGACCAAUAACUCUGCUCCCACUCCUCGUGAAUUGCAACAAAAAUUACAACGUCUGGGCAUUGACGUGACUGAAGACCACUUCUUUACUUCUGGUCAAGCUACUGCAUAUUUCCUUGCCUCUCAAAUGCCUGAAGGUGGUACCGUUUAUGUCAUUGGUGAACCUGGUCUUGCUUAUGCACUUUAUGAUAAGGGUUUCUUCAUGAAUGACCAUAACCCCGAUUACGUCGUUUUAGGUGAGUCAGCUGUCUAUAACUUUGAAAAGUUGACCAAGGCUGUUCAAUUGGUUCAAAACGGUGCCAAGUUAAUCUCCACCAACUUGGAUGUUGAGACUUUGGACUCUUCAGGUCGUAAGAUCCCCGCCACAGGUGCCUUCACUGCCUGUGUUGAAUUGGUCACCAAGACCAAGGCUUUCUUCUGUGGUAAGCCCUCUGCCUUGAUCAUGCGUUAUGCUCAACGCGUACUCGGUUUGAGUCGUUUGGAAACUUGUAUUAUCGGUGAUCGUAUGGACACAGAUAUUGUCGCUGGUAUCAGUUCUGAAAUCGAUCCUGUCCUUGUCCUCUCCGGUGUCACUGAAAUGAGUGACCUCAACCUGUUUGCAUACCAUCCCUUCGUCAUCUUGGGUGGUGUGUAUGAAAUUCCUAGUGAUGAUGACAAGAACAAGCUGACUGAUAGCGAUCUUGAAGAGGCCAGUCGACGUGCAUCCUUCCUUUAAGAAUAUUUGCAUUUUAUCAAAUUGUUUAUAUUUGUAAACAUAGAAAACAAACAAAAAAAAAGUCAUUUGCAUACAAUGUUUUUCCCAUUUCAAUCCUUUUUAUUUGAAUCCUUUCCCUUUGAAUAAAAACUAAAAGAUCCUUUUGUUUAAACUCAGUAAAGCUCGAUUUCCUAAUUUAGCUAAAAGUGUGACUAUUUUAGCAUCAUCUCUUUCG